UGUGGCUUUCCACACUCCCUCUGCUGUGCACUGAUUGGAGGAUUGCUCAGCCCCGAGCUGCGCGAGCGGAAUGUGUCUGACUCCGGUUACUACGAACAUAAAAACAACGCUGGAGCCUCCGAGCCUCGCUUUCACACCCACACUAACUGGAUAAAUCCGCUUUUAAUUCCUAAUUCUGGACCUUUCUACGACCUUUUGCUUUGAAACCAUCAUCAUCCAGUCAGUAGCUGUUUUGUAAGGAUGUUUUAAAUGCUGGUGUGAAUUUAUUAAAUAGUUCCACUGAGGGAUCGUGGGCACGUUGGUGGUGCUGCUCCUCGAAAGUAGCCUGGAAAUUCCCUCAACGUGGGACGUCCUGUCCUUCACCACUCAUGAAACUGGCCAGCCCCUGCUCUCUGAAACAUCAUGUCUUGUUGCACUGGCUCCCUUCUCAGGGUUUUAACCAGGAGGAAUCCAUGAUUAGGCUUUGAAGUCCUCACCACUCUGUCUUGCUGUCCUGCUGUCUGCAUCCUGUGACGUGUCCCUCCACACCAUCACUCCACAACACCAAACCAUCUGCAGCCUCUCAUCCUUUAACUGCCACAAUGAAGACAAUCAGGGUCUUCUUUGCAAUGUUUGGAGUCUUCCUUCUCAGCCAUCAAACAGAAGGCGGGCAGAAUCCAGACUACGUGCUCCAUGGCACGGGAGUAAAACAUGGAGAGCCAAAAAAAUCUCAGGCGGAGGACGGCUCCACCGUGGCUCCAGAAGACGCUGCACGAUUCCUCAGCUGUUACUGCUCAGGCCACUGCCCAGAGGACGCCACCAACAACACCUGCGAGACCAACGGGCAGUGCUUUGCCAUCAUCGAGGAGGAUGAGCAUGGUGAAGCUGUCCUCACAUCUGGAUGUAUGAAAUAUGAAGGCUCCCACUUUCAGUGCAAGGAUUCUCCCAACGCUCAGACGAGGAGGACGAUUGAGUGUUGUUCCACAGACUUCUGUAACAGAGACUUGCAGCCUACUCUUCCACCUCCUGUUAUCCAAGACCCCUUGUUCGUGAAUGCCCACUGGCUUGCCUUCCUGAUCUCUGUGACCGUGUGCUGCUUCACACUCAUCGCAAUUACCAUUGUGGUAUACUACAGGUAUAAGCUGCAGACAGAGAGGAGACGCUACCAAAGAGACCUGGAGCAGGAUGAGGCCUUCAUUCCUGCUGGCGAGUCUCUCAAAGACCUGAUCAGCCAGUCGAGCACCGGCUCAGGCUCAGGCCUCCCCCUGCUGGUGCAGCGCACUAUCGCUAAACAGAUCCAGAUGGUGCGUCAGAUCGGGAAGGGGCGCUAUGGUGAGGUGUGGCUUGGACGCUGGAGAGGAGAGAAAGUGGCAGUAAAGGUGUUUUUCACCCGUGAGGAGACCAGCUGGUUCAGGGAGACUGAAAUCUACCAGACUGUACUGAUGAGACACGAGAACAUUCUCGGUUUUAUUGCGGCUGACAUUAAGGGCACAGGAGCCUUCACUCAGCUCUUCCUCAUCACAGACUACCAUGAGAACGGCUCUCUGUAUGACUAUCUGAAGUUCACCACCCUGGACACUCAGGCUCUGCUGAAGCUGGCCUACUCUGCAGCCUGUGGUCUAUGUCACCUCCAUACUGAGAUCUAUGGCACGCAGGGCAAACCAGCCAUCGCUCACCGAGACCUGAAGAGCAAGAACAUCCUCAUCAAGAAGAACGGCACCUGCUGCAUCGCUGAUCUGGGUCUGGCUGUUAAAUACAACAGUGACACUAAUGAGGUGGACGUCCCUCUGAGUACGCGAAUGGGAACACGGAGGUAUAUGGCCCCUGAGGUUUUGGAUGAGACGAUGAAUAAGAAUCAGUUCCAGGCCUACAUCAUGGCAGACAUCUACAGUUAUGGCCUCGUGGUUUGGGAGAUGGCCCGGCGAUGUGUAACAGGAGGCAUUGUGGAAGAGUACCAGUUACCGUACUGGGACGCAGUUCCUUCAGAUCCAUCUUACGAGGACAUGAGGGAAGUUGUGUGUGUAAAGGGCACGCGGCCUACAGUCUCCAAUCGCUGGAACAGCGACGAGUGUCUCAGAGCCAUGCUGAAGCUGAUGUCCGAGUGCUGGGCCCAUAACCCAGCCUCUCGCCUCACUGCUCUGAGAAUAAAGAAAACACUUGCCAAAAUGGUGGAAUCACAAGACAUCAAAAUAUGAGAUGUGCAUCACUACACAUUACACUGUGUGCUUCAGUGACAGAGUGGAAAUGUGAACUCCUUUGAAACAGGAAUUGUUCCCUGAGUUCCCAAACAUAAAUGUGAAGCAGAGUGCUAUGGAGCAGAGCACUUCUCUUUCACUGAAAUCCCUCAGUGUCCCUGUAGCACCCUCUGCUGGACCAGGAGUGCCGUGUCACCACUACAAAGAACUACAUACAGACCUAGUGUGGGUCUCUUCGAUCCUAAACACUAACUCAAAGUAGAGUGAUCAAGCUGUAUCCCUACUUCAACCGUCCAUCCUCUUUUACUUUAGACACUCUAUUGGGAGAGAUCUGCCGAAUCAAUUGCUUUCCGUGAAAGCUGUGUGUCGUGAUGCAAAUGGCAGCACAUGCCAACUGAGUGGAAAACCUGAAGUACAAGAACGUUUUGGAGAAGGCUGAUUCAUUUUCCGUAUGGUACCGUUCUUCCAUCCCUCAUCAGCCUUAGAGAUGUAUGAAUCAAAAUGGAGGUAUUCUUCCAUGCAGAUUCAAAAUGACUGCUCUGAAUGCGGACUAUGUGCAGCACACAAUACAGGUGCAAAGGAAAGAGCACCGUUAUUUUAAAUGAUCUUCUCUCAUAUUAUUAUAGAUAAGUAAAUAUUAUUCAUCAAUAAUGUUAUUGAUAUUUAAAAAAAAAUUACUCAAGUGAAGAAUUUCUUACACAUUCUCUAUUUUAAAACGUCUGUCCAAUUAAUAUUGAUGUGUUGUCAAAAAUUAUUUGGAUGAUGUAAUCAGUGAGGACAGAAGUACAGGGGCAGGGCCGUUUUGAGCUAUAACUGGUGUAAGCGGUCAUUUGGGGCCUCCAAGAAUAGUGGGCGCCAUGAGAGUGCAUGAUUUAUAUACAGGACUCACAGAGGUUUAGAAACAGCCUUGUACAUGGGCAUUAACAAUCUCAUCACAGAUUUUCCACACCAUAGGACAGAAAUCAUUCUACACUUUAUAAAUGGCAGGGCUGUCAGUCAUGUAUUCUGUCUGAAUAACAAGCAUGGUUUGGUUGACUAUGAUGUAGUGCCAUGUAGCUUCAUCAUCCACAUUAAAUUUUACCUUCACAUUUCGUCAUUUGGCUUCCUCUUUUAUCUAAAGUGACUUACAGUUGAGACAGAAUACAGCUGAGCAGUUCAGGGUUAAGGGCCUUGCUCACGGACCCAACAUUGGCAGUGCUAGUGAUCUGAACUAAAGCCCUAACCACUAAGCCAUCACUGCUUUAAACAUGCCAAUAAAUCACAUUAAUACAUGCCAGAUAGGAUUCAUGAGUUUACUUUUUAGAGUUUUGGUUAAUGUGACUGAUUACUUAUAGAAUCUCAUAAAUAUCAGAUGGGAUUGAAGAAUAAAACUGCAUGUGCUAUUUAUUCUAAUCAUGUCAUGUUGAAUGAACUAUUGUGAUAAAAAGAAAAUACUCAUUUUAAAAGUGACGUAUUCAAUAUUAUUACAGAACAGCUUAACAUUAGCUUAAUGUCCCGUUCUUACUGUACAAAAAGUCAAAAUAUCAGUACUUUUCUUAAAAAUCCAUCUUAUUUACUUUUUAAAAAAUGGUUACCUUUUUAAGUGAAACUUUUAAUUUAAAAAUUGUUCCAGAAAAUAUACGGAGUAUAUUGAUUCCAGUAAUCACAUGAAUUCUGCUAAAAAAAAAUUAAACGUAUUGUGCUUAUUGACUGUGUGCCUAUAUUUAGCCUGGAUAAUUGAAUUGAAGUAACUAUUGAAUUAAAAUGAGUUCAGUUAUUCCCGCCAAAACGCUUUAGUACCAUAACAAUGCCAACGUUAUGCAUCUGAUAUAGGAACACAGUUUCUGGGAAUUCAUUUGCAUUCAAUGCUCAGACCUUCAGAAUACAGUGUUUCCACACCACAGUGUCCAUGUGUUAAUAUGCAUCAGAGCUUGUUUUGUGUAAUUACUAAAGCUCGGCACCUAUGCACUCAAAAUCGGUUCAUCAGCGCAUGACCAUUACCUUGUUCUUGACUAAAUAAAUGUGUUGUAGCCAGUAGAAAUUCAUCUGUAUCAUUAAUUGAUUGAUUACAGAAUCUUUUAUCCUUGUCUUAUAUGUCCAAUGUGCAAAAGAAGCUUGUGUAGAAAGUUUUUUUUGUUGUUUAUUUUGUACAGCAUCUGGGUUAAAGAAAGGUGCCUUAUGUUUACCAAGAAAAGCUGUUCUGUACACAAAAUUUGUCCAGUGUAUCAAUUUUAAAGUAAAUUACAAUAUUUUAGUAUGCAA
Molecule: messenger RNA, 4415 nt
Organism: Pangasianodon hypophthalmus (striped catfish)
Lineage: Eukaryota; Metazoa; Chordata; Actinopteri; Siluriformes; Pangasiidae
Gene: bmpr1ab
Product: bone morphogenetic protein receptor, type IAb
Exons: 13
Coding region: 582-2174 (530 amino acids)
Biological process (GO): cellular response to growth factor stimulus; dorsal/ventral pattern formation; protein phosphorylation
Cellular component (GO): signaling receptor complex; plasma membrane
Molecular function (GO): transforming growth factor beta receptor activity, type I; ATP binding; SMAD binding
Source: RefSeq, a predicted model, not a curated record